CUUACUACAUUCUAUAACUUCACAUCAAUUCAAAGCUAAUACAUGAAAAUUUUGUCUCCUUUCUUCUCGUCUAUCGCGCACCGUUGACGUAUUCGUAUCAGUUGUAUCCGCCAGCUUGCCAGUGCCAGAACAAAACGUGAAGCACAGGACACAGGACAAAUUAAAAUAAAAUUAUACACGACCGAGGAAGAGUUGGAGAAAUUUUGAUAAAACCACUCGAUAUAAUAAUGGAAGACUUGCUGUCUUAUUUUAGCGAAGUGACUGGAGUAGAUAACGAAAGAGCUAGAUUUCACCUUGACGCGGCCAACUGGGACCUUCAGGUUGCUCUUGCCAAUUUUUUUGAAUGCAACGAGCCAUCGCCUGCCCUGGAUGAAUUGGCAAGUGCAGCUGCGGCUGCUACAGCUGUUGAUCCUGAUGGGACAGGAAAAAAAGAAGGAAAACAAAGCAGCGAGGAAGAAGAGAUGGGCAAAAGUUCAAUUACUGUGGGAACAACUCUGGCAAAAGAGAACACAGGAGCAUGUUCCCGACCAAAAGAUAAAAAAAGUAGUGCAGAUUCAAAACCCAGAUCAAACGUACACUUUGGUACAAUAGAUCGGUUACAAAACAAAGAAAGCAGCUCCGAUGAAGAAGGCCAAGCAUUUUAUGCCGGUGGUUCGAAGCACAGUGGUCAGCAAGUAUUGGGACCAAGCAAGAAAAAGGACAUAAUUAAUGAAAUGUUCAAAUCUUGCCAAGGACAAGCCAUUGCUGUUUCAGAAGAUCGUCCAGCAGGACAACAUCGUAAUCGGCCCAAUACGUUUGGCGGAACUGGGUACAAACUCGGUCAAACAAAUAGUGACACCGAAGUUGUUAGUGGAGAAUCGUCAUCGACACGAAGUCCGGGUUCUGAGUCUGGCACAGGAGGAUCAGGUCUGCGACGCAAUACCGCUGGUGUGAUAAUGCUGAAACUAUGGAGAGAUGGAUUUACCAUAAACGAUCGUGAGAUCAGAUCGUACAGCGAACCGGAAAAUCGGGAAUUCCUAGCAGCGAUAAAGCGCGGUGAAAUACCCCAGGAAAUUCGGGAGGAGGUGCAAGGCGCCGAAGUCCGCCUCGACAUGGAGGACCAUCGCCAUGAGGAGUACGUGCCGUCGAAACCAAAGGUCAAGGCGUUUACAGGCAGAGGACACAAGCUCGGAAGUCCUUCACCGGCGACCGUGGGCAUGACAAUGCCGACCGAUCCCGCUGAUCAAGCGGCCAAUGAGUCUCAAGCUAGAAGUAUGCUCAAUGUUGAUUCUUCGAGACCCGUUACGAGUAUUCAAAUUCGUCUAGCCGAUGGCAACAACAUCCGACAAGAAUUUAAUACGAGUCACACCGUCGGAGACGUCAGGAGAUUCAUUACAACGAUGAGGCCUCAAUACUCGCUGCAAGAAUUUACUCUGUUGACGACCUAUCCCAGCCGAGAGUUAGCCAGUGAAGAGGAAACAAUCGAACACGCGGGUUUGCAGAAUUCGGCCAUAAUGCAACGUCUCAAAUAAUUCUUACGACUAAACAAAUGAAUGUUGAUUUAUUAUUAUGAUUUUCGUACAUCAUCUCCUCAUGCUUAUCGGCAAUUCAACUCAUCGCUGCUCCGAUAUCGCAAUAAAUUUACAUACCAAAAAUCGUAUAAAAGUUUUCGCAAUUGCACAGUCGCGGAGAGACAAAGCAAUUAUUUCGUCACGCCAACACACCGCAAAAGUGUGCACGACGCGAUACUCUGGCACUUUGAUGAUCUAUUUAUUCUUAUUUUAUACUCUUGUAUAAGAAUUGUUCUAUCUAGAAAAUACACAUAAAAAUUGCAAGGAA
This is a messenger RNA of Venturia canescens, 1818 nucleotides long. It is a transcript of the gene p47, whose product is annotated as NSFL1 cofactor p47. Bases 228 to 1511 code for a protein of 427 amino acids. Gene Ontology annotation, molecular function: ubiquitin binding. Lineage: Eukaryota; Metazoa; Arthropoda; Insecta; Hymenoptera; Ichneumonidae. Gene Ontology annotation, cellular component: nucleus; cytosol. The record is from RefSeq and is a predicted model, not a curated record. Gene Ontology annotation, biological process: membrane fusion; autophagosome assembly; Golgi organization. The transcript has 5 exons.